Xiphophorus couchianus (Monterrey platyfish) is the source of this 2354-nucleotide messenger RNA. RefSeq names its product inhibin beta B chain-like. Bases 1 to 1053 code for a protein of 350 amino acids. NCBI's taxonomy places the organism in Eukaryota, Metazoa, Chordata, Actinopteri, Cyprinodontiformes, Poeciliidae. Gene Ontology annotation, cellular component: extracellular region. The transcript is spliced from 3 exons. Gene Ontology annotation, molecular function: growth factor activity; cytokine activity. The record is from RefSeq and is a predicted model, not a curated record.
AUGGUGCUUUUUGCUGGAAAAGCCACGCGUUUGAAUGCCUUGCUGCUGCGUGGCUGUCUCCUGGAGCCUCACGUACCGCGCAGGCCUGUCACUGUCCAGCGCUCUCACUGGAAAGAUGCAGUGAUGGGUUCAGUGGAAGACUUGGAGCCAACUGGGCUUGAUCCCAGAACCGGCCGGUCAGAACUGACCUAUCAGAAGCUGCUGCAGAGGUCAGCUGAUGCAGUGAUAGAAAUUUUGUUUUUUCUGUUUCCACCAGAUGAAGAAACAAACGCUAAAACCCGUCUGCACUUCCUCAUCUCCAACGAGGGCCACCAGAACCUGCAUGUGUCCCAGGCCAACCUAUGGCUGUAUCUCCGUCUGCUGCCUGCUGGACCCGAGAAGGGCCUCCGGAGGAAGGUCACCAUCAAAAUCCACUACCAGGAGGCCGGAGCCGCAGAGGGGAACGAGGCAACGGGCCGCUGGGUUCUGGUGGAGAAGCGUGUGGACCUGAAGCGCAGCGGCUGGCACACGUUUCCCCUCUCGGAGGCGGUGCGGGCUGUGUUUGGGAAGGGCAGCCGGAGACAGGACCUGGAGGUGCACUGCGAGGGCUGCGAGACGGCUGGAGUGGCUCCGGUGCUGGUGGACCCGGGCGACCCGUCCCACCGGCCCUUCCUGGUGGUGCGUGCGCGUCAGAUGGACGGAAAGCACCGCAUUCGGAAGCGGGGCCUGGAAUGCGACGGCACCAGCGGGGGGUUAUGUUGCCGGCAGCAGUUUUACAUCGACUUCCGCCUCAUCGGCUGGAACGACUGGAUCAUUGCUCCGGCUGGUUACUAUGGUAACUACUGUGAGGGAAGCUGCCCCGCCUACAUGGCAGGCGUCCCUGGCUCAGCUUCAUCGUUCCACACAGCAGUCGUUAACCAGUACCGCAUGAGAGGCAUGAGUCCGGGCUCGGUGAACUCCUGCUGCAUCCCCACCAAGCUCAGCACCAUGUCCAUGCUCUACUUUGAUGACGAGUACAACAUCGUGAAGCGCGACGUUCCCAACAUGAUCGUGGAGGAGUGCGGCUGCGCCUGAGUCUGCCCAGCAGAUUCUGUGCAUGCAGGACUUUUCUGUGCAGAACAUCAUCUCCAUGUAUCCAUAUCUACUGAGAGCACAUUCACACAGAGCUGGUCUAAUCCAGAAAACACGACGUAGAUGUUGUGUCCACAUGAGUGUGACGGGACGAAAGAGCGUGUCUUUUUCUGACUUAAUGAAACACCUGCGUUCAGUGAUGGGGUGACAAGCAAAUUAUUUUCACCAAAUCACAUCUUGCUCUAGUUUGCCAUUUCUAGUCAAACCUAAUGGCCCAUUAUCUCCUCUGAAUGAAGUUUUUUAAAGCGCUUAAAGACAAAGACAGGAUCAACCAGUGGAAAUACUGCUGUCAGACUUUCUCCAACCCUCUUAAGUACUUAAAGCACAAAAGAAACUUGUUUUCUUAAAGCACUAUCAGUUCAUCACCUUAUACAAUUCAGAACGCCAGCACUUCUCCACUAUGCAGACAGAUGCAGCCUGACUGUCCCUUCUAGUGGAAUUAGAUAGCAGUGCUUAAUGCUGGAGGGCCAGUCACAGGUUGGGAUGCCGAGCCGCUGCUCAGCUUUGACGUAACAUCACUUCUGGUGAAGGGACAUCCGGACGAAGAAAACGUCUCAGAGGUGCACUUUGCCCGAUCUCCCUCCCUGGGGCUUGACAGAAGACAGCCUGCAGACUCAAAGACUAGUUUCCGCCAAACAGGUCACCACAGUGCAGUGCAGCACUUGCAGGAACUGAAAUGCACACCCUGAAUAGCACUUGUAUAAAAAUGCCUUCCUGGGUCCGGAGUGUCCUGACAGAUUGCUGAACAAGUGCCACAUGAGCUAUGCAAUGUGUAGAACUCCAUAAAAUCCAUAAUCAAUUUGCUCCAUUAGACUGAACUCUGCAUCUUCUUUCUAUCCUUCACUCAUUUCUUUACUCCUAAACUGUUUAAAAAUACUUGAAAUGUGAUCUUUCGCUUGCUUUCCAAAGCGAAUGAUUGUUGUGAUGUUUGCACUGAGACGUUGCGGAAUUAACGAAACAGAAACUGCCAUUGAAAAGUUAUUUUUAUAUAGUUAAAUUGAAAUAAGUUUCAGAUGUAUUUUACAAAAUAAAUGAAACCAAAGACGCCAAGAUUCCAGCUGUUUCACUGAAACUAUGAGGCCGUUAGUGGCAGUUCAAUAAGUAGAGAAAGGGCCUAUCACUGCAUCAGGGUAUGAGAGACAGAUGACAGAUUUUCAUUUUUCCAGCUCUUUUUUUCCAUUCUUUUUUGUACAAUAAACAUCAUUUCACUGUUCCUCUUAAUUAUAUAUAUUUUUUCUAUUUAA